AACUGCGCCGCCAUUGAAACAAGUAUCCAACGUGAGAGUUUCGUCGCCGCGGCAAAAAUUUUUCAUUUAAUUUUACCCCUUUGCGUCUAAUAUAUCUGAGUAUUAUUGAGAAGAAUGGCGUACAGAGGACAAGGACAGAAGGUGCAGAAGGUCAUGGUGCAGCCCAUUAACCUUAUUUUUAGGUAUCUACAGAAUCGUUCUCGGAUCCAGGUGUGGCUUUAUGAACAGGUCAACAUGCGGAUAGAGGGCUGCAUUAUUGGAUUCGAUGAGUAUAUGAACUUGGUUUUGGAUGACGCAGAAGAAGUUCAUAUGAAGACCAAGAACAGGAAACCCCUGGGACGGAUUAUGUUGAAAGGAGACAACAUCACGUUGCUGCAGAGUGUGUCCAACUGAUCAUCUGCUUGUUCUUUAGGAUUUUUUUCAUCAAUAUUUGGUUAUUGACCUAUGGUUAUAAAUGUGGAAACCUUUUGUCUUUUUCUAAAUGCCACAAAAUUAAAGUUUUUUUUUU
Molecule: messenger RNA, 508 nt
Organism: Xyrauchen texanus (razorback sucker)
Lineage: Eukaryota; Metazoa; Chordata; Actinopteri; Cypriniformes; Catostomidae
Gene: snrpe
Product: small nuclear ribonucleoprotein polypeptide E
Exons: 5
Coding region: 115-393 (92 amino acids)
Biological process (GO): mRNA splicing, via spliceosome; spliceosomal snRNP assembly
Cellular component (GO): precatalytic spliceosome; U4/U6 x U5 tri-snRNP complex; U5 snRNP
Molecular function (GO): RNA binding
Source: RefSeq, a predicted model, not a curated record